AGUGCCUGCGCACAGGCUUCCCGCACGUGUCCCUUCCCAAGACAGGCACGUGUGGUGGCCUCAGCUGCUGUUGAGGGGUCUGAACGUCAGGGGUUCCCUCGUGGUGGGUCUGUGGGAGCCCCUCACGGCUGACAUUUGGCUGCCUGCGGCCUCACGACUGAGUCACCCCUCGGGACCCGCUACGUGCAUUGCCCUUUGAGGCUCGCACCGAAACAUGAGCUGUAGACGAAGAGAUCUCGAGAGCAGGUCCCAGCUGGGCAGGCGCAGGGCUGAGGGGGCACGCGGAGUGGUGGGGUGGCGGGGCACAGAAGUAUUUGCAGGAAGAUGUGCUGCUGGGGCCUGCCGCGGGGCUGGGAGCUCUGCACCGCUGCGUUUGCUCUCUCGGUCCCGGCCGGACCCUGCUGCAGCGGCUGCUGAAAGCUGAUGGGAGGAUUUGUCCUUUCCACUGCCAUCCCCGGCCCCCUCCUCCCCUGCCCACCGUGGCUAUUUGCAUCUGCGUGGGCGAACCUCGCGCUGCUCGCCGAGCUAAAUCCAGCGGGGUGGAAACUUCUGCGGAACGACCUGCUGCGGGCACGUAGCUGGGGCCGUAGCGGUGUCAGGAGGAGGGCUGGGGGACGAGCUGCCCGGACCCCCGCCUCUCAGCCCCCAUGGGCUCUCCCCACCACCCCAGCUGGGAGACUUCACGCAGACAGCGCCGGGGCAGGAAAACGGCAUCUGGAGGCAUUUAUUUCAGCAUCUGCCCACAGCUCCCCACCCUGCAGGGGCAGGAGGACACCUCGGGGCAUCUCCCCUGCUCCUGCCUGUGUGGGCGGUGGUGUGGCACCGUGCCCGCCUCCCCUGGCACCCGGCGUCCCCGCUGGUCCCGAGGGCAGUGGGUGCAGGUGCGCGGGGCCCUUUUGUGGGACGUUUUCACCCCUCCUGCACCAGAAGCCCAUUUCUGUCUGUCUCCGGUGCACCUGGGUGUGUUGCAGAGCCUGCACCGGCAGGAGCCCCCCAAAACACUCCCCUCACCUCAUCCAGGGGGGGAAAACCCCGCGUGGGAGGAGCAGGGAGAGCGGGGUGACGCUUGCCACGGGUGGGAGGUGUGUCACCAGCCAAGGGCUUAUAGCAGCCCCGGCGAGAGCAGGAACCUCCGUCACAGCAGCUGUAGGAGCAGAGGAGCGCCAGGCGAGGCCCGUGCACUUGUCAUGGACUCCCUGAGCACUGUCCUGCCCACCAGCGAGGUCACCGAGCACAGGCUGGGCAACUCCUGCUCCCAGAUCCGAGAUGAGUUCCUCUCCGUGACGCUCCCUGUGAUGUACUCGCUGAUCUUCAUCGUCGGGCUGCUCAGCAACACCCUCGCGCUCUGGGUGUUCUCGUGCAGCGUGCAGCGCAUGACCUCCAUCACGGUGUACAUGAGGAACCUGGCGCUCUCCGACCUCUUGCUGUCCCUCUGCCUGCCCUUCCGCAUCGCCUUUCAGAACAAGAGCGAGCCCCGGAUCUUCUGCAACGUGGUCGGGGCCUUCUUCUACCUCAACAUGUACGUCAGCAUCACGUUCCUCAGCCUGAUCAGCCUGGACCGCUACCUGAAGAUCAUCCGGCCCCUCCAGAAAUUCAAGAUCCACACCGUGGCCUGUAGCACCGUGGCCUCUGGGUUGGUUUGGUUGGUGCACUUAGCCUUCAUGAUGCCUUUCUUUUUUGAGACAAGAGAAAAAGGGCCCUGUGACUAUAAAUGCUUCCACUUCAGGAACAAAAGCACCACGGCUGCAGCCUUUAACAUGACCGCAGUAGUGAUUUUCUUUAUCCUGCUGCUGCUCUUCCUCUACUUUUAUGGCAAGAUAUUUGCCAAGCUCCACAGAGUCUCCUCGGUGAAGGCUCAGCAGCUGAACAAGAAGACCAGCAUGAGAGCCAUCACCAAGACCUUUGUAGUCCUGAUCAUCUUCAUUGUAUGCUUCACCCCCUACCACAUCAUCCGCAUCCCUUACAUCCUGGCGCAAGUCGAGGCCAUUUCUAGCCUGCCCUGGAAGCAGGGCCUCCACCUCGCUAACGAGCUUGUGCUUUGCAUAUCAGCCCUCAACAGCUGCCUUGACCCAGUUGUCUUCUUUUUCUUGUCCAGCAGUUUCCGGAGGGCUGUGCUCUGCACCUUCCAGGGCAGGCUGAAGAGAGCUCUCAUGAGGAACCAGGGUAGGCUGAACCACAGCAGGUCCGUGACAGAAAUGUAGGCUUUACAGCAGGGCCGAGGACCUGGGCAUGGGAUUUUCUCAUCACGGAUUUGCUCUGGCUGCUGGUGUUUAUGGGACGAGGUUUGCUGGGAAGAUGGAGAAAGAAACUGGAACCGCUUCAUGUUUCUUCCCCUCACACCAGCAGGGUUAGAGCUUCCAUGGGGGGGAAGCAAAGAGGAAAGGAUAACUGGGACCUUACUUUUCCUGCCCCAGCUCUGCCGGCAUAGCUGAAGGACGUUUCCUAGGAAGAACAAAGCUGGAAGUGCCAAAGGAGAACCAGCGUUGGCCUAGGAUCUCCAACCAGCCCAGGGAAGGGCAGGGGCAGAGCCCCGGGCAGAGACAGGCUCCUUCAGUGGGAGGGAGAGGAAGGAGGGGAAUAGGAACUUGCUGUGAGUCUCUGUUAAUACACAUCACCUCCACACCAGAGAAAGCAGAAAAGGGAAGGGGAGGGGAGAUGAUGCAGUGCAAAAGCAUUAGGAAAAGGUGAGGGAGACACUCAUCAGAGCAUUACUUGUGCAGCGGGUGAAUGUUUUGCUCUGCAACGGUGUGCAGCGCUGGGCUUGUAUGACAGGCAUGCCAGGAAAUGUGCAGACCCUGAAACCCCAAACCACGGCAACGAUAACUGUUACUCUCUUGUUACCACGCUCUUUGUAACUCCGGCUCAGCCUCACCUCUCUGGAGAUUCAAACAGGUAGCUCCAGGCUUCCUUCAGCUCUGUUCCUUUGCCCAUUUCACUGGCACGUUCACGGAGGGCUGGCAGCCUCUCCUGGUCAUUGCACAGCACUCUUUUGGCAGUGGGACCAUGCCAGGGUCAUUGCUAUAGGAAGGGGUCCAACAGGCAAAGGGGAUGCAGCACAGAAGUGCCUGCAGCUCGUCUGAGACCUGUGAGCCCCAAAAGUGAGCUGCUGGCUCUGAGGUCCUCAGAUCAAGCACUGCUAGUUUGCAGUGGCUCUGAAAAAGGAACCUGCAAGGGUUUCCUGCUUUGAUUAGUCUUCAGCAUCUGUUCUCUUCCUGCAGAAGAGAUACUUCUCUGUAUUUUUUCCCUUUUAUGUGCUCUCUCCUCAUUUGUUCACUUAUUCUUAGGAGACUGCAGGCUUGGAGCAGCAGCCUGCUUCACUCACACUUCAGGUGGUAAAGCCUGUGCCGUAAAGAGCUGGGAGGAUUUUCAUUCAGACUGUAAACUGCUUUCGUAACUGUGGAACUCAAAUACUUGAAUAAUACUUGGGAGAAUAAAAUAUUUUCUUAAGGACUGAAUUUGCUGGUCUUUCUGGUCAAGGUGUGAGCAACC
Molecule: messenger RNA, 3489 nt
Organism: Oxyura jamaicensis (ruddy duck)
Lineage: Eukaryota; Metazoa; Chordata; Aves; Anseriformes; Anatidae
Product: probable G-protein coupled receptor 34
Exons: 2
Coding region: 648-2201 (517 amino acids)
Biological process (GO): G protein-coupled receptor signaling pathway
Cellular component (GO): membrane
Molecular function (GO): G protein-coupled receptor activity; oxysterol binding
Source: RefSeq, a predicted model, not a curated record